AUGGUUCCAAGGGACAUGGCUCUGACCUUCUUAUUUAUCAUUCAGAGGGUGGAUAUAGGAGAUGCAAAAAAUGAAGACAAUAUUCUCAGCAUUCCUGGUACUUAUCUUGAUAUAUCGGACAAAUGCAGAAACAAAUAUGACGUUUCUUAUUCAGCUACAAUUGAUUCUUCAUGCCCUGGAGGAGGAACCAGCGGAGACAUCUGUAAUAUAGAAAACAGCGAGUGUGUUGAUUCUGUUUGCAAAUGUGUAACGGGCUAUGCUGCCAACGCGGGAAAGGAGCUGUGUAUCGAAGUUACAAUUGAUUCUGCAUGCCCUGGAGGAGGAACCAGCGGCGACAUCUGUAAUAUAGAAAACAGCGAGUGUGUUGAUUCCGUUUGCAAAUGUGUAACCGGUUUUGCUGCCAACGCGGAAAAGAAGCUGUGCAAUGAAAUUACAAUUGAUACUGCAUGCCCUGGAGGAGGAACCAGCGGCGACAUCUGUAAUAUAGAAAACAGCGAGUGUGUUGAUUCUGUUUGCAAAUGUGUAACCGGUUUUGCUGCCAACGCGGAAAAGAAGCUGUGUAUCGAAGUUACAAUUGAUUCUUCAUGCCCAGGAGGAGGAACCAGCGGCGACAUCUGUAAUAUAGAAAACAGCGAGUGUGUUGAUUCUGUUUGCAAAUGUGUAACCGGUUUUGCUGCCAACGCGGAAAAGAAGCUGUGCAAUGAAGUUAACAUUGAUUCUGCAUGCCCUGGAGGAGGAACCAGCGGAGACAUCUGUAAUAUAGAAAACAGCGAGUGUGUUGAAUCUGUUUGCAAAUGUGUAACGGGCUAUGCUGCCAACGCGGAAAAGAAGCUGUGUAUCGAAGUUACAAUUGAUUCUUCAUGUCCUGGAGGAGGAACCAGUGGCGACAUCUGUUACAUAGAAAACAGCGAGUGUGUUGAUUCUGUUUGCAAAUGUGUAACCGGUUUUGCUGCCAACGCGGAAAAGAAGCUGUGCAAUGAAGUUAACAUUGAUUCUGCAUGCCCUGGAGGAGGAACCAGCGAAGACAUCUGUAAUAUAGAAAACAGCGAGUGUGUUGAUUCUGUUUGCAAAUGUGUAACGGGCUAUGCUGCCGACGCGGAAAGGAAGCUAUGUAUCGAAGUUACAAUUGAUUCUGCAUGCCCUGGAGGAGGAACCAGCGGCGACAUCUGUAAUAUAGAAAACAGCGAGUGUGUUGAUUCUGUUUGCAAAUGUGUAACCGGUUUUGCUGCCAACGCGGAAAAGAAGCUGUGCAAUGAAGUUAACAUUGAUUCUGCAUGCCCUGGAGGAGGAACCAGCGGAGACAUCUGUAAUAUAGAAAACAGCGAGUGUGUUGAAUCUGUUUGCAAAUGUGUAACGGGCUAUGCUGCCAUCGCGGAAAAGAAGCUGUGUAUCGAAUUUACAAUUGAUUCUGCAUGCCCUGGAGGAGGAACCAGCGGCGACAUCUGUAAUAUAGAAAACAGCGAGUGUGUUGAAUCUGUUUGCAAAUGUUUAACGGGCUAUGCUGCCAACGCGGAAAAGAAGCUGUGUAUCGAAGUUACAAUUGAUUCUGCAUGCCCUGGAGGAGGAACCAGCGGCGACAUCUGUAAUAUAGAAAACAGCGAGUGUGUUGAUUCCGUUUGCAAAUGUGUAACCGGUUUUGCUGCCAAUGCGGAAAAGAAGCUGUGCAAUGAAAUUAACAUUGAUUCUGCAUGCCCUGGAGGAGGAAGCAGCGGAGACAUCUGUAAUAUAGAAAACAGCGAGUGUGUUGAAUCUGUUUGCAAAUGUGUAACGGGCUAUGCUGCCAACGCGGAAAAGAAGCUGUGUAUCGAAGUUACAAUUUAUACUGCAUGCCCUGGAGGAGGAACCAGCGGCGACAUCUGUAAUAUAGAAAACAGCGAGUGUGUUGAUUCUGUUUGCAAAUGUGUAACCGGUUUUGCUGCCAACGUGGAAAAGAAGCUGUGUAUCGAAGUUACAAUUGAUUCUGCAUGCCCUGGAGAAGGAACCAGCGGCGACAUCUGUAAUAUAAAAAACAGCGAGUGUGUUGAUUCUGUUUGCAAAUGUGUAACCGGUUUUGCUGCCAACGCGGAAAAGAAUCUGUGCAAUGAAGUUAACAUUGAUUCUGCAUGCCCUGGAGGAGGAACCAGCGGAGACAUCUGUAAUAUAGAAAACAGCGAGUGUGUUGAAUCUGUUUGCAAAUGUGUAACCGGUUUUGCUGCCAACGCGGAAAAGAAGCUGUGCAAUGAAGUUAACAUUGAUUCUGCAUGCCCUGGAGGAGGAACCAGUGGAGACAUCUGUAAUGUAGAAAACAGCGAGUGUGUUGAAUCUGUUUGCAAAUGUGUAACGGGCUAUGCUGCCAACGGGGAAAAGAAGCUGUGUAUCGAAGUUACAAUUGAUACUGCAUGCCCUGGAGGAGGAACCAGCGGCGACAUCUGUAAUAUAGAAAACAGCGAGUGUGUUGAUUCUGUUUGCAAAUGUGUAACCGGUUUUGCUUCCAACGCGGAAAAGAAGCUGUGUAUCGAAGUUACAAUUGAUUCUUCAUGCCCUGGAGGAGGAACCAGCGGCGACAUCUGUAAUAUAGAAAACAGCGAGUGUGUUGAUUCUGUUUGCAAAUGUGUAACCGGUUUUGCUGCCAACGCGGAAAAGAAGCUGUGCAAUGAAGUUAACAUUGAUUCUGCAUGCCCUGGAGGAGGAACCAGCGGAGACAUCUGUAAUAUAGAAAACAGCGAGUGUGUUGAAUCUGUUUGCAAAUGUGUAACGGGCUAUGCUGCCAACGCGGAAAAGAAGCUGUGUAUCGAAGUUACAAUUGAUUCUUCAUGUCCUGGAGGAGGAACCAGUGGCGACAUCUGUUACAUAGAAAACAGCGAGUGUGUUGAUUCUGUUUGCAAAUGUGUAACCGGUUUUGCUGCCAACGCGGAAAAGAAGCUGUGCAAUGAAGUUAACAUUGAUUCUGCAUGCCCUGGAGGAGGAACCAGCGAAGACAUCUGUAAUAUAGAAAACAGCGAGUGUGUUGAUUCUGUUUGCAAAUGUGUAACGGGCUAUGCUGCCAACGCGGAAAAGAAGCUAUGUAUCGAAGUUACAAUUGAUUCUGCAUGCCCUGGAGGAGGAACCAGCGGCGACAUCUGUAAUAUAGAAAACAGCGAGUGUGUUGAUUCUGUUUGCAAAUGUUUAACGGGCUAUGCUGCCAACGCGGAAAAGAAGCUGUGUAUCGAAGUUACAAUUGAUUCUGCAUGCCCUGGAGGAGGAACCAGCGGCGACAUCUGUAAUAUAGAAAACAGCGAGUGUGUUGAUUCCGUUUGCAAAUGUGUAACCGGUUUUGCUGCCAACGCGGAAAAGAAGCUGUGCAAUGAAAUUAACAUUGAUUCUGCAUGCCCUGGAGGAGGAACCAGCGGAGACAUCUGUAAUAUAGAAAACAGCGAGUGUGUUGAAUCUGUUUGCAAAUGUGUAACGGGCUAUGCUGCCAACGCGGAAAAGAAGCUGUGUAUCGAAGUUACAAUUGAUACUGCAUGCCCUGGAGGAGGAACCAGCGGCGACAUCUGUAAUAUAGAAAACAGCGAGUGUGUUGAUUCUGUUUGCAAAUGUGUAACCGGUUUUGCUGCCAACGUGGAAAAGAAGCUGUGUAUCGAAGUUAACAUUGAUUCUGCAUGCCCUGGAGGAGGAACCAGCGGAGACAUCUGUAAUAUAGAAAACAGCGAGUGUGUUGAAUCUGUUUGCAAAUGUGUAACGGGCUAUGAUGCCAACGCGGAAAAGAAGCUGUGUAUCGAAG
Messenger RNA from Mercenaria mercenaria, 3742 nucleotides. RefSeq names its product fibrillin-1-like. The annotation marks the transcript as partial. The record is from RefSeq and is a predicted model, not a curated record. Lineage: Eukaryota; Metazoa; Mollusca; Bivalvia; Venerida; Veneridae. The transcript is spliced from 28 exons.